This is a messenger RNA of Limulus polyphemus (Atlantic horseshoe crab), 782 nucleotides long. Its product is annotated as transmembrane protein 114-like. The transcript has 4 exons. Gene Ontology annotation, cellular component: plasma membrane. The annotation marks the transcript as partial. Lineage: Eukaryota; Metazoa; Arthropoda; Merostomata; Xiphosura; Limulidae. The record is from RefSeq and is a predicted model, not a curated record.
UCUGUUUACAGAGGAAGACCAUGAAGAGAAGACGCCAUGGCUCAUAAUGGAAACCGUCUGCGUCACGAUUCUGCCGCAGCUGUUAGAUGUGAACAACGUGCCUUGGUUUGUUUCACCUUAGGGUCAACCAUAGCAGUCAUAUUAUGGAUUAUCGCUAUGAGUACCGACUACUGGUUCACAGUAUCCUCACCUGACAGUGGCGGCCUCUAUGUCAAUAAGACGAGAAUUAUUUUUUUAUACAGUCACUCGGGGCUCUGGCGAAUUUGUAGAACACAAAUAAUAAAUAAAACAUCCGAAAAUGAUCCAGUAUCUAAAACCGAAUGUCAUUAUCAUAAUCUGUUUCCAAGCAACAAAGAAAUCGACAAAAAUCCAGAGCUGGAUCGCACAAUUAUGGAUUACACAAGAACGGAAACAGCUUUCUCUGUCAUCAGUUUGUGUUUGAUGUUGAUGGGUGUUGGGUUUUCUGUUUACACAUUCACAGAACCCAGGUACAUGUUCAAGAGACUAGCCGGAGGAGUCCACUUUAUAACAGCUGCAACAGUUCUGGUUGUCAUCGAGGUCCUUACUAAUUCCGUUCGAUACGAAGAACAUUUUUUGAGGGUUCGUCACCCGAAGGGAUCGAUCUGGAGAUACGGGUAUUCGUUUGGCUUAGCUUGGGUUGUGUUUUCUGUGUACCUCUCGUCUGGUUGCGCCUUUAUCAUCUUCUCCAGAAAACGGAAAGGAGACAAAGCAGCCGACGAGUACCAUGCACGUGAAGACGAACCGAACAUCUUAGGUCGAGU